CUUGAUCUUUUUGAGACCAGUAGAGGUUGGAGCUCUUCAGUUUAUCUGCGAUGGCCAAGGUCCACGAUUCGGAUUUCGUCUCUGGGUAAUCCUGCAAUGGCGUACAUUUGAAGCUGGGGAGUUCGUUGGGUGACGAAAUUGUUGAAUGUAAAGUAAAGCAAGAAACAAUCGUUUCGGUGGCUGAAGGUGAUGUAGAAAAUCCUGGAAAUAAGUUGGAUUCUGUCUCUGAAGGAUCCAGUUUUAAAGAAAAGGAACAAAUGGUUGUCUCUCUGGUCGAAAAGAAGCAAGAAGUUGAGGAAGAAAGGUCGGUUUCCAUGUUUAAACACUCGUUCUGUUUCUCAGGGAACAUUACUGAUAACCCUGUGUACAUCGAGAAAGAAGUGUUGUUCUUUUCUAAAGUUCACGAAUCCGACAAGAGCGAUCACAUCAUGAAACAGUCUGAAGAAGGGACGGACUCUAUCUUUGAAGAUGGAAAGAAAAUGUUUGGUGAUUCGAUCGCUGAAUCUCAAAAACCCGUUGAGAUGAUUAGUAGUACAGGUAAAUGUGGGAAGUGCUCGGACAAUUUCUUGGGAAUGGAAGAAACGCGCCCUCUGAUAGAAUCUGAGUUGGGUUCAAUUCUUGAAGCACAAAGAACUGGUCUAGAGGAUAUUGGUUCUAAGAGUCCUGGAGAAAGCAUGGAGCAGACCGAUCAAAAACAUGGGUCGCUGGAAUUUAAAGCAGGAAAUGCUGACAACAGUUUAAACAAUCUGUAUGGAUGUACAAAAUGCGCUUCAGAGGUCGAAGACAUGCAGGGAAUGGUGGGAAGUGAUAGUGAUAAGAUGAAAGGUUUCAAUGGGAUCGUAAAUCUUGUUGAGAAUUCUUUGCAGAAUGCAGUAGAAUAUGAAAUUCCUGUUAUGGUCGGAGCUUCAAUCGGUGGAUGUGGACAGGUGAAUGUGAAGAAAGAUGGAAAGGAAGGAAAGAGGGACAAGUUCCCCCAGAGAUGGGCCAAACGCACGAAUAAGGUUUCUGAUGCAAAUGGGAAGCAAAAUAUGCUUAGCCUUGUGAGUGAAGCCCAAAAUGUUUGUCUAAAGAGGGGUGAUGGAUCAAAGAUCAGUUACUCAAGGAAGGAGCUGGAAGAGCUGAGGUUUGUUAAUGUUGAAGCACAGCGAAUUAUGUGGAAUGAAGUUUGCCAUGGGCUGGGGUCUUUUGUUGCUCAGGAGCUUAAGGGCAUGGCGGACUCUCAACGUCAGAAACAAGGAAAUAGAAAUGUUGAGCAUCACCAAGGCAUUGUGAAGAGGAAAGAGAAUUUUGCAGUUUUCAGUGUGAUGGCUGCAAAGGGAAGAGGGAACCACUGUCUGCAAGUCUAUUCUAAUUUGAAGAAUGGUUAAAAGCAAUUUA
This is a messenger RNA of Telopea speciosissima, 1377 nucleotides long. RefSeq lists its product as uncharacterized. The transcript is spliced from 2 exons. NCBI's taxonomy places the organism in Eukaryota, Viridiplantae, Streptophyta, Magnoliopsida, Proteales, Proteaceae. Bases 258 to 1367 code for a protein of 369 amino acids. The record is from RefSeq and is a predicted model, not a curated record.